Messenger RNA from Pneumocystis jirovecii RU7, 9568 nucleotides. RefSeq lists its product as uncharacterized. The transcript is spliced from 32 exons. Gene Ontology annotation, biological process: protein retention in Golgi apparatus; protein targeting to vacuole; mitochondrion organization. Gene Ontology annotation, cellular component: extrinsic component of membrane. NCBI's taxonomy places the organism in Eukaryota, Fungi, Ascomycota, Pneumocystomycetes, Pneumocystales, Pneumocystaceae. The record is from RefSeq and is a predicted model, not a curated record. The coding region runs from base 68 to 9568 and encodes 3166 amino acids.
UAAAACAUCGAAACCAAUGGCAUAUAAGACCGUCUUUAUUUGAUAGAAUUAUGAAAAAAUUCCAAGAAUGCUCGAAUCACUUGUAGCAGGAAUUUUAAAAAAAUUUCUUGGAUCCUAUGUAGAAAAUUUUGAUCCUAAACAAUUAAAUAUUGGUAUAUGGAAAGGAGAUGUUAAACUUAAAGACCUUAAACUUAAAAGAGAGGCUCUAAGUAUAUUUAAACUUCCUAUAAAUAUUUUUGAAGGCUUUCUUGGAGAAUUAAUUUUACAAAUACCUUGGUCCAAUUUAAAAAAUAAACCUGUAAAAGUUAUCAUUGAAAACGUAUUUUUACUUGCAUUUCCUAAAGAUAACCAAGAAUAUAGCCAAGAAGAAGAAGAUCAAAGAAUUCAAAAUCUUAAAAAAGAAAAACUAGAAAGAGCAGAACUUCUUGAUCAACGUGUAUCACGUAAUGAUACUCAGAAAAAUCAAUCAUUUGUAAACAGUCUUAUUACAAAGAUUGUUGAUAAUCUCCAAAUUAUUAUUAAAAAUAUACAUAUCCGUUAUGAGGACAACAUAAGUGAUCCAGAACAUCCUUUUUCUAUAGGAAUUACACUUUCCGGAUUUUCUGCUAUAUCUACAAAUGAUAAAUGGGAGCCCAUUUUUAUACAAAAUAACGUAGAUUUUAUACAUAAAUUAGUUACACUUGAUUUUUUGACCAUAUACUGGAAUGUAGAUUCUUAUUCUUUUUCUAAAAAAUCAUCCAGUGAAUUAUUAAAAUGUUUUAAAGACCUAAUUGUUAGAAACUGUCAUACUCCAAAUCAUCAAUUAAUAUUAAAACCUAUUAGCGGAACAGGCCAUAUUACUCUAAACAAAAACAAUGUUGAUGGUUUUUCUAAAACAAAUAUAAAACUUAUUUUUGAAGAAUUAAGUUUUGUAUUUGAUAAUUAUCAGUAUAGAAGCGCUCUUAUGAUGGUCGAUCUUUUUCAUUUUUUUAUUCGUCAACAAAAAUACCAUCGCUUUCGUCCAACAGGAGAUGCUUCUAAAUCUAUUAAAAAUAAUCCAAGACUUUGGUUACAAUUUGCAGCAAAUUCUAUUUUAUAUGAAAUACAUGAAAAAAAUUCCAAAUGUACAUGGGCUUAUUUAAAGAAAAGAAGAGAUCAACGUUUAAAAUACGUUGAUCUUUUUAAAAAAAAAUUACUCGAAAAAAUUGAUAUAAUAGAAAAUGAAGAACUUCAGCAGCUAGAAUACUUGCUUUCAUAUGAAGAUAUUCGUUUUUAUAGAUCUUUAGCAAAAAGCAAACUAAAAAAAGAAAAGGCUCUAUCUCCGAAAAAUAAUUCUCAACAAUCACAAAGCUGGCUAUCAUGGUUAUGGAGUAGCUCUCAAAAUAUAGAUGACCAAAAUAAAAAUGAUUUAAUUAUGACAGAUGAACAACGAAAAGAACUUUAUGACACAAUAGAUUGGGAUGAAAAGAAAGGCAUUUCUGAAGAAUUAAAUAAUUCUGUCGAAUCUAUCAAUUUAAAAUUUUCUUUAAGUCUUAAAACAGGAAGUUUUACACUUACAGAAAAAACAAAUAAAACAAAUAUAAAACAGAAAGAUAUAAUAUCAUUCUUUUUCAAUAAUUUUAACUCAAGCAUUGUUCAACGUUCAACUUCAUUUGCAUUUGAAUUUGAGCUCGGUGAAUUAAGUGUUUAUGAUGGGACUACAGAAGACAGUGUAUAUCCUCAAAUAGUUAAAGUUAAUAUUAACAAAAAAAAAAUAUAUGAAUUUCCUGAUCUAGAUUAUAUGCAAGAGAAACCAGAUUUAGAAAAAAAAACAUUAAUUUAUGAUGAUUUAUCUCCAUUUUUUUACUUUAAAUUCGAAAAAAACCCUCCUAAUAAUGACGCAGAUACAUCUGUAAUGGCAAAGCUAAAAUCCAUGGAAGUGAUUUAUAACCCUCACUGUCUAACAGCGGUUUCAAAAUUUUUUGAACCGCCUAAAAGUCAAAUGGUAAGUAUAGAAGUUUUAAUGGAAGCAGCGAGCGCCACAGUUGAAGGAAUCAGGAAUCAGACAAGAGCUGGUCUAGAAUUUGCAUUAGAAGAACACAAAACUAUUUCAGCUAAACUUGAUCUUCAAACUCCUUUAAUUAUAAUCCCUCAAAGUUAUAUAAAAGUUGAUUGUAGUUGCAUAAUAUUAGAUGCAGGUCAUAUUAGUCUUGAAAGUAACUUAGUAGAAAAGGAAAAAAUUCGGGAAAUACAAUCGAAACACAAUAAAGCAUAUAGCGAAGAAGACUAUUCAAAUCUAAAGUCUCUAAUGUAUGAUAAGUUUUCUCUUAAGUUUGAAUCUAUUCAAUUACUAAUUGGACCAUCUGUCGAUGAUGCUCUGAAUGAGCUUAGGAGAAAAAAUAAUGGCAAAAAUUUUAAAAUCAUCGAUAAAACAGAUAUGUUUUUCCUACUCGAAAUUUCCAUAUUACCUAAAGCUUCCAAUUUAACUAAAUUUAAAAUAUCAGGUCAUCUUCCUCUUUUACACACGUCUAUAUCAGAUAAAAAGUACAAAAUUUUAAUGAAAAUUAUUAAUAAUGCAAUUCCAUCUUCUAAAAAAGAAACUGAUCAUAAAGAAAUCAAAAAGAGAAAAUCUCAAAAAAAACUUUCUAAUUUGUCUAAAUCCAAUAUUCAUAAAUCUAUUUCUUUUAGUUUUUCUCAUCAAGAAGAUCUAAUUAUUAAAGAUGAAUCUGAUUUUUCUGAUGACAAAGAAGCAGAAAAAUAUGAAGAUGCAGUGUCCGAUCAGGAAUCCACUGCUUUUCAACAAAAAAUAUUUGAAUUAAAUUUCAUGGUAAAUAAACUACAAAUAUCAUUAUAUAAAGCAGAUAUUCAAAAAAAAAAUCAAGAUCAAUUACUUGUAGAUAUCGUUUUAGAACAUUUUUCCUUACUUUUUUCAGCAACAUCAUAUAAUAUUACUACAGAAAUGAUUUUGAAAAGAUUUUUUAUUGAAGAUAAAAUAGAGACCAAUUCACCUAUUGAAUUCAAAUAUUUAAUAUCAUCGGAUGAUAUUAUAAAAGAAAAUAACAAAACUGCAGACCUCAUUCAUAUAAAGUAUACUAAAGCAAAAACUCAAUCAUCAGAAUUUAUAUCUAUUUAUUAUGAUAUCGAACAAAAUAUAGAUGUGUCUUUAUCUGCUAUUACAUUUGUAAUAACAAGAAAGACAAUUCUUACACUCUUUGAUUUUAUUAUUACCACUUUUACCACAUCAAAUGAUCAAAAUUAUCAUAAAAAUUCUCUUGAAAAAAAUAUAAUAGUCAAAGAUAACCAGGAACAUACAAUUUUAUCCAACAAAAUAUCUAUGAAAGUUGGGCUCACAAAGAUAGUAUUUAUUUUCAAUGAUGAUGGAAUACGACUACCAACUCUUAUAUUAAGCAAAACAGAUAUCAACAUUUUUUUAACACAAAAAACUAUGUGCCUUAACAUAAAACUUGGAAAUUUAUCAUUAUUGAACGAUUUUAAUGUCGACUCAGAAUCAAAUAUUAAAGAACUUAUUAGUAUUGAAGGAGAAGAGCUAGCAGACUUUCGCUAUGAAUUAUAUGACUCUUCAAACGAAGCAAUAUAUCCAGGAUAUGACACUUUAAUUUAUCUAAGUUUAGGAUCAGUAAAAAUUAAUUUUUUAAAAAAGCCUUUCAAAAAAAUUUUAGAAUUUGGAGCUAAAUUUGCUCAAAUGAAAACACUUUAUAAUUCUGCACGAGAAGUAGCUAUAAAUCAAGCUUCACAAAUCCAGGAUUCUGUCAAUAAAAUACAUUUUAAUAUUUUAAUUAGAACACCUAUCCUAAUUUUUCCUGAAGUAAAAAAAUUAAAAAAUAAAGAAAAUAAUAUUAUUGUAGCCAAUCUUGGAGAAAUUUAUGCAUCAAAUAGUUUUGAAACAUUAAAAGAAAAUUCAUCUAUUUUUUCUCUGAAUAAGAUUUCAGCAGGAAUUAGAGAUAUUAGUUUAUAUUCACGUUUUCAAUAUGAAUGCAACAAAAUAGAAGAAUUAGAAAUGCUUGACGGAAUAGAUAUUGAUUUUACUGUAGAGUAUGUUGAACAUACUCUCAAUUCUAAAAGACCAGAUAUCAGAAUAAUUGGCUCUAUGGCAGACUUAAAUUUUAAAUUAACAGAUAGACAGUAUUAUUCUUUAAUCAAAUUGAGUCAAGAAAUCACCGAGGUAUUUUCAAAUUAUAGUGAAAAGGACUCAGGCAUCUUAAAUAAAUCAAUAGAAAUUGACAAUAGAAAUCAAGAAGCAUAUAAAUCUAAAAUUACAGAAACAGAUUUUUCAAAAGAAAUUAAUUACAAAAACAAUUCAUACCAAGAGCUAUGGAUUAAACUGGAUCUAAAAUUCAAUAUUAGAAUAAUAUGUUUAGAAAUAUUUUCAAAUAACUUAUUGCCCAUAGAAAAUCUUUCUAAUCAUUCUUUAGCAAAAUUUUCUUUAAAUACAACAAUUAUUAAAACUCGUAUUUUUUCAAAUUCUUCUUUAGAAUCUGAAUUACAGAUAAAGUCAUUUGUUCUUGAAAAUACUAAGUUCAACAAAUCCAAUAAAUUUCGAGAAGCAAUAUCUGCUAUAAAACAUGAUGGAUACCAAUUUAUGGCUAGUCUUAAUAUAUCAGGAAAAACAGAUAAAAAUAUUAUUACAAUGCUUACUAUUGAUAGUCCUAAAUUUAUCUUUACACUAGAUCAUAUUUUCGAAUUGAAAAAAUUUGCUACAAUAGAAUUAGAACCUGAAACAUCUAUCAAACAAAAUAUUAAUGAUAACUACAGAGAUGAGAAUCUAGAAGGUAUAUCAAAAUCUAUUAAAAAAAAAGAGACACAAAAUCCAGAAAAAAUAUCAACAAAAAUAAAAAAACCAUCCACUAAUAUGUUUUAUCAAAUAAAUAUUGUCGAUGCAAAUAUAAUUUUACUUGAAAAUCUAGAAUUGCAUUCAUCAGAAGCUGUAGUAUUAACUACAAAACAAAUUCUAAUAUCACAGCAAGAUAUUACAACUUUAUCUAUUAAUCAGAUAGGAAUGUUUCUUUGUAAAAUGGAUAACUUUGAAGAAAACAAAAUAAGAAUAUUGGAUGAUUUCACAAUAGCUUUUACUAUGGAGUUUAAAGUUUUAAAUGAAACACAAGAUCUGACAAAUAUAAUUAUUGAAAUAGAUCCUUUAAUUCUUAGAUUAUCUCUUAGAGAUAUUAUGCUGAUAUUAAAUAUUAUAACUAAAGUAUUUGAGUCUCCUGGGUCAAACAAGAAUACAGUAACAGAUAACAAACUCAAUAAAAUAAAAAACAAUAUAUCUAUAGAAAAAACAGAUUUUAAUAAAAAUACAUAUUCUUUAAAAUCAAAAAGACUAUCAGAUAAAACAAUUUCUAAUCCAGAGAAUAACGCUAAUAAAGAAUCUAUUAUUACAGCCAAAGAGGAAUUAAAAGCCAAUAUACAGGGUUUGAGGCUUAUAUUAAUCGGAUGCCAUCAUGACCUACCCACUAUUGAUAUUUCAAUAAAUAAAUUCAUAAUAUAUUCUAAUGACUGGUCAUCAGAGUUAAAUAUUAACACUAAUUUAAAUUUAUUCAUAAAUUCAUACAAUUUCUCAAAUUCCCAUUGGGAACCUCUCAUUGAACCCUGGCAAUUUGAAAUACAUGCAGUAAAAUCGAUACAUCCAGAAAAGUUAUUAAUUACUUUAUCCUCAUAUAAAAGGUUAGAAAUCAUUAUAACACCGAAUAUCAUUACAACAAUAAUGGAAAUGUUACAAUUUAUAAAUCAAACACAAGAGAAUAUCUUGUCUAAAUAUCAAACAUUUGAAGCCCCUUAUAGAAUACAAAAUAAAACUGGUUAUUCUAUAAACUUAUGGUCAAAUUCUUCUAAAGAUUUGAAUUCCAGGAAAAAAACAUAUAAUCUGAAAGAUGGAGAUACGAUUCCAUGGAAAUUCGAAGACUGGAGACAAAUGAGAAGCAAUAUUUCAGAUAAAAAUCAAAAAUAUUUCAUUGGAAUUCAUUUAGAAAAUACAGAAUGGAACCCAAUAGAAGACAUUUCUAUUAAUUACGAAGGCGAAACAUUAUAUUCUCUUGAACCAAAAAAAGAUGUUCUACAUAAGCUUUUAGUUAAAACUAUUCUCGGCCCCGAUAACAUAAAAUAUAUAACUUUAAAAUCAACUCUAACCUUAGAAAACCAAACACAGAUACCUAUUGAAGUAGUAAUCAUUAAUAAUCAAGGGCAACAUUCAGAAAUAUAUAAAAUUGCACCAGGUAACGAAUUUCCAAUACCCAUAGAAUCUGCAUAUUAUUAUGCAUUAAAAAUUCGGCCUGAUCCCUAUCUAGAAUAUUCGUGGUCAUCAAAUAUUAUAGAAUGGAAAAAAUUAUUAGAAUAUCCGUCAUCCAUAAUUUCAUGUGAAUCUCUUCAGAAAAAAGACAAUUUGUUUAACUUUCAAAUCCAUGCUCGAUAUGAUAAAUUAAAUCCUUUAGUAAAGGUGUACCCAUAUAUGAAUAUUAAAAUAAAUCCUCUAAUUAUAAUUCAAAAUCUUCUUCCAUAUGAUUUAAAUUAUAAAAUUUUUGAUAAAAAUACAAAAUCUACAUGGGGAAGCUUUCUAAAAAAAAAAGAAUCUAGUUUUAUCCACACAAUAAAUUUAUCUCAUAUUUUACUUAUGGGAAUUCAUAUUCAAAACACAGUCUAUAAACCUAGCACUUUUUCUAUUAUCAGUACUCCUAAUCCUGAUAAAAUUCGAAAAGAAACAAAAAUAGUUGUAACAGACAAAGACAAUUUAAAACUUUAUCUUUAUUUACAUUAUUACGAAAUUCCUGAUAGUGGAAAAAUAUUUCGUAUUGCAAUUUAUUGUCCUUAUGUCAUUCUUAACAAAACUGGUCUCGAUGUUCAGAUAAAAUCAAAAUUAUUCCUACAACAAGCAAAAGUAGCAGCAGGUCAAUUUUCUAUUGAACACACAAAAAAAGCUGUUCCAUAUAUGUUUUCAUAUGGUAAUCAUGAUAGAAAAAAUAGAGCAUUAAUUAAAAUUGGAAAUUCAAAUUGGAGUAAACCUCAAAGCUUCGAAGCUAUUGGAAGUGUAUCAGAAGUUGUUCUUGGCUCACCUGAGCAAAAAGAGAUACAUAUUGGCAUCGUGGUUAAAGAAGGAGAAGGAAAGUACACAUUAACAAAAAUUAUUAGUCUAACACCAAGAUUUAUUAUUAAAAGUGGUCUUGACGAAGAUAUUAGUAUAAAGCAACCUAAAUCAUCAAACAUAAUGACAUUAUAUUCUUUACAAAAAAUGCCAUUAUAUUUCAUGGAACAAGCUUCUGAAAAACAAUUAAUUCUGUGUUUUCCAGGAAAAAAUAAUGAAUGGUCAUCACCAUUUAAUAUUCAAAAUUUAGGAAAAAUUCACGUAAAACUAUCAAAGUAUAAACAAAAUCAACAACUUAUUAGAGUUGAAAUAAUGCUAGAAGAAGCAACAGUAUUUAUUCAUUUACUUCUAGAAAAAAAUAAUUGGCCAUAUUCUAUUCGUAAUGAAAGCGAUGUUGCUUUUACUUUUUAUCAACCAAAUCACCAUCUUUCAAUAGAUAACAGCGGAAAAAAAUCCAAAUCACCUCAUUGCAAUAUAAAAGCAUAUUUCAUUCCAGCAAAAAGUAUAAUGCCUUAUUCAUGGGAUUAUCCAGCUUCAAAAAAUAAAGAACUAGUAUUCUCAGCAAAUGGAAAAGAAAGAACAGUACGGUUGUCAGAAAUAGGAGAAUUAAUUCCUAUGAAAAUACCUGUAAGUAAUGGAUUAUAUAAAACUAUUGAUAUUAGCGUUGUUGCUAAUGGGCCAUCACAAACAUUAAUACUAAAAAAUUAUUGCGAAAAUGAAAGUAUUUAUAAGCCUAAAACAAGUAUUUUACAAAACACUUCAACACUAACAAGUAAUAUUUACUAUAAAGAAGGAUUUGAAGUAAUUAAUUUUAAUGAUAAUAUUACAUGCAAAAUAGAAAUUAAAUUAGAAGGAAUUGGCAUUUCUAUAAUAAACAAUCGUCCUCUUGAACUAUGUUAUAUUACGCUUAGGGAUUUAAAUUUAAAAUUUAGCGAUUCUCCUUUAUAUCAGAAUUUUGAUAUUAUUGUCAAAUGGAUUCAAAUCGAUAAUCAAUUGUACGGGGGCAUUUAUCCAAUAAUACUAUAUCCCAGUGUAAUUCAAAAAACAGGCAAGGAAUUAGAUACACAUCCAUCAUUUCAUUUAUCAAUAAUCAAAGUGAAAGAUGACUCUUAUGGAGUUAUAUAUGUAAAAUAUGCAACAUUACUUAUCCAAGAAAUGACACUAGAAAUUGAUGAAGAUUUUCUCUUUGCUUUGCUAGAAUUUACAAAACACAUUGGACAAUCCGAUUUAGAACAAGAAAACGAAAUACUUUGUGAUGAAAAUCUUGAAAUUCCAGAACCUCAAAAAAAUACAUCAGGAACCGAAAUAUAUUUUGAAGUAUUACAUAUUCAACCAGCUCAACUAAACCUUUCUUUUGUCAGAACUGAAAGAGUAAACGUGGAAGACAAAACAUCUUCAAAGAAUCCAUUUUUAUUUUUCUUAAAUAUUUUAACAAUGGCUAUUGGGAAUAUAAAUGAUGCCCCUGUCCGUUUAAAUUCUUUAUUAAUGGAAAACGUUUUAACAUCAUUACCAUUAUUAUUACAGCAUAUGCAAAGCCAUUACGGUCAAGAUUUUUUUCACCAAAUUCAUAAAAUUCUUGGCUCAGCGGAUUUUCUUGGCAAUCCCGUUGGCUUAUUUAAUACAGUAAGCUCUGGUGUUAUAGACAUAUUUUAUGAACCAUAUCAUGGUUUUGUAAUGAAUGAAAAUCCGCAUGAGCUUGGAUUUGGACUUGUUAAAGGAACAGCGAGCUUUGUAAGGAAAACAGUUUUCGGUAUUACUGACAGUGUAUCAAAAUUUACUGGAAGUAUCUCAAAAGGUCUUUCAAUGGCAACAAUGGACAAGAAAUUCCAAAAUUACAGAAGAAUAACUCAAGGACGAAAUAAACCAAAACACGCUUUAUAUGGUGUUACAGCUGGAGCAAAUUCUUUUGUUACUAGCAUAGCAAGUGGCGUAGAAGGCCUUGCUAGAAAACCUUUAGAAGGUGUGGAAAAAGACGGAGCAGCAGGCUUUUUCAAAGGGAUAGGAAAAGGCAUAAUUGGGCUCGCUACUAAACCUGUUGUUGGAAUCUUUGAUUUAGCAAGUAAUGUUACAGAAGGAAUUCGUAAUACUACAACAGUUUUUGAUUCAGAGGGAAUUGAUAAAGUCCGCUUAACAAGAUUUAUUGGAAAAGAUGGUGUCAUAAAACCAUAUUCUCAAAGAGAAGCUCUUGGUUUAUUUUUAUUAAAACAAAUAAAUAAUGGUCGAUACUUUGAUGAAGAAUAUUUAGCACAUUUAAAUAUUCUUGAUGAUACAAUAUUAAUGAUUACAUAUACAAGAAUAAUGAUAGUAAAAUCUCGAAAACUUUGUAUUGAAUGGGAAAUUCUUCUUAGUGAUAUACAAACUAUAUCUCUUAAAAAAUCAGGGAUUGUUUUAGUUUUAAGAGAUAAAACUAGUUGUCCUUUUAUUCCUAUCGAUUCUACUACUAGCCAAAAAUUUAUAUUUACUAAAAUUGGUAUUGCGGUACAAGAAUAUAAUAAAAAAAAUAAACCUGUUAUCUAA